AUGAAGAAGGGAAUCCACCCCGCCUUGCAGUGGCUCAGCCUCGUCACGCCGCAGGGCCGCCUUGUGCGCGUGCUGUCCGCGCAGGUGUUCAAAUCCGACCGUCCGUUCUACAUCCGCGAUCCGGGCAAGAAGGCGGAGACGGAGGGGCAGAUCGCAAAGUUUAACAAGCGCCGGCAGGUGGAUGGCAGCCGCCACGUCAGCAUGCGGCGGAAUGACGUCAGCGCGUGGCGGCCCGCCAACGAAUUCACCAGCUGCUGCGAGGAGGGGGAUGGCGCGGGGAGAGGGGGGACGCAUGACUCGGGGGCAGAUUCUUACAGGGGUGAUGCGUGGUGCAAUGGGGUUGGAAUGGGUGGUAAGGAGGGAGAUGAAGGUCGCAUGAGUGGUAGAGCACGAGAGGGAGAGACGGCCUUUGAGGCGCCUCUAGAGCAGCAGGAGUAUGCUUCAGUGGGGGCAAGUUCUGAGGGGUCUGCAGCAGGCCCGCAGGGGUGUGCUUGGCAGAGGCAGCAAGAAGGGUACUCUGCCCUGCCGUUGCACUCUCAACCGGAGUUUGAGCGUUCCUAUGGGGAGACAGAGACGGCUUUUGAGGCGCCUAGAGAGCAGCAGCAGCGUGCUUCAGGGGGGACGAGUUUUGACACUGUGGAGAGUGCUGAUGGCGGUGGCGCUCCAAUGGCAGCGCGCCACGUGGCGGAGCUGUCGCCGUCCCUCCACAGGCACCCGGAGGGAUGGGAUGCGGCGCUGAUGCGAACUCUAGAGGCGGAUCCUCUAGGGGUGCAUGGUGGGGGGAUGAUCAGUGCAGGGGUGGAUGGGGGAGGAAUGAAUGGCGCAUGGGUGAACUGUGCAGUGUUGAAUGGAGCAGGGAUGCAUGGUGGAGGGGUGGACGGUGGUGGAAUGAAUGGUGGUUGCAUGCAAGGUGCAUCGCCCCCCCACACCUCUCCUGCAGAGCUCCUUUCGUGUGCGUCCACCUCCUGUCUCCUCCACCUCCGCAGCCUCUCCCCCACUCCCACUCCCACCCACCCAUCCCAUCCCGGCCUUUCCUUAUCACAUCCGCCCGUGGUUCCCGCUCUCUCCCUCACCACCACCACUGCGCCAGCGCCAGCGCCGCUAACUCCCCCUCUGCCCUGCUGCCUCGCUGCCGCAUGCCCAACUCACACCCCCUCUCAUUCCGCCCCCUCCUAUUCCGCCCGCUCUCAUUCCGCCCCUCCAGUUGCACCGCCCCACCAUGUGUCGCACAAUGCCUGUCAGCACCUCAAAGGCCUGGCUCCCCUCGUCCUGUCCACAAGCUGUCUCCUGCCGCUUACCCUACUCCCUCUCACGUCUCCUCUUCUCGAACCUCUUUUUCCUCCUCUCGAGCCUCUUUUUCCUCCUCUCCUCGCCCUCCCCUCUCCUCACCCCUCCUGCCCGUCCCCUCUCCUGCUGUUUCCUCUGCACCGGGCUCGCAGCAGCCUUCCUCUCGUUACAGUCACACCAUCUCUGCCGCUGACAACCAUAGACAUUCCAAUAAUCGACAUGACGAUUUGCAUCGCUGUUGCCAGCAUUGCACUCACUGCACAUGCUGUCAGCACCAGCGGCACCAGCAGCACCACCACCAGCAGCAGCAGCAGCAGCAGCAGGGACUAUCCCAGCCGCCCUCCUCCUCCUCCUCCUCCUCCUCCUCCUCCUCCUCCUCCUCCUCCUCCUCCUCCUCCUCCUCCUCCUCCUCCUCCUCCUCCUCCUCCUCCUCCUCCUCCUCCUCCUCCUCCUUCUCGUCCUCCUCAUCCAUCUCACUCCCCAGUGUACGAGUCGGAGUUCUAUUCCAGCAUGGUGCAUCACAGGGGCAUCAUCUCAUGGGGUGCGGUGGACCCUUGCCAGCAGCAAGCUACCCCGUUCAUACCCAAUCUGCCCCGCACCCCCUUCCCUUUCUCCCCCCCAUCUCCCCCUCCCCCCUAUUCCAUCAGGUACGAGUCGGAGUUCUACUCCAACGUGGUGCACCACCGGGGCAUCAUCUCGUGGGGUGCGGUGGACCAUUGCCAGCCGGACCGGCUGGUGGGCUUCAUCACUGCGCGCCUCGUGCCGCCUGCCGAGGCGCAGGUGUGUGCAGGGCGCAUGGCGUAUCAGGUUUACGGAUCCGGGUUCAUCACUGCGCGCCUCGUUCCGCCUGCAGAGGCGCAGGCGCAGUGUGGCACGGGGGGGAUGGAGAAAAAGGGGGAGAGAGAGGAGGGGGGGGUGGGGAUGGUGCAUGGGGUGCAUGUGUGGGCCAUAAUCUCAUGGGGCGCAGUGGGCCCGUACAAGCCUGACCGGGGUGGGGUUCAUCACUGCAUGCCUGGUUCCGCCUGGAAAGGCACAGGUGCAGUGUGGAAAGAAGGGGGGGGGAGUGCAGCAUGGGGGUAUGCAGCAUGGGGGUGUGCAGCCUACUCUGGCGAACGUGCUUCCUCUGACUCCUCCGUCGCCCCACCACACCCCACCACUCUCACUCCUCUACAUCCACACACUCGCCUCCCCCACACUCGUCUCUCCUGCACUUGUCUCUCCCCCUCCCAUCAUCACCCUCUCCCUACUCAGGGCGCGGACGUGCUUCCUCUGACUCCUCCAUCGCCCCACCACACUCCACCACCCUCGCUCGUCUACAUUCUCACGCUCGGUGUUUCCAAGCGCUACCGCAAGGCUGGCGUGGGUAAGCAUAGCCUUUCUUUUGAGGCGCCUCAAAGGCAUCCCACUUGGUGCAUCUCUUAUCUGCUUCUCUCCACGCCUCCUCUCUCUGCCUGCUACUUCAAAAGCUUUUGUCACCCCUCCCCUCCCAUCCUACCACCUGCCCCUCUUCUCUUCCCCACAGCAUCACACCUGGUGCAUCUCCUACUCUCCCAUGCCGCCUCCCUCCCCCACUGUGCGGCCGUCUACCUGCACGUGGUCGCAUACAACGCCGCAGCCAUCCGCUUCUAUCGCUCGCUGCGCUUCUGCUUCCGCCGCCGCCUCUCGCGCUUCUACUAUCUCGAAGGGGGCGAGUACGAUGCGCUGCUCUUUGCGCGUUACGUCAACGGCUGGUCACCGCCCGACUCCAGGUCCCAGUUGCAAGGGCCUACUCUACAGCUACUGCAGCCUGCAUUCACAGCAGCUUCUGCUGCAGUGUCUGCCGCCAUGUCCCUAGUGUGCGUUCGCCCACCCGCUUCCCUUCUCCGAGCUGCAAUGCAUUCUGCAUGGAUUUGCAAGUGUCUUGAGUUUUUCAGAUCAACUUUCUUCUCUAGAGAUGCAUCUAGGCUUGCGUAA
Molecule: messenger RNA, 3240 nt
Organism: Closterium sp. NIES-65
Lineage: Eukaryota; Viridiplantae; Streptophyta; Zygnematophyceae; Desmidiales; Closteriaceae
Source: the annotation of a GenBank genome assembly